Molecule: messenger RNA, 1857 nt
Organism: Erpetoichthys calabaricus (reedfish)
Lineage: Eukaryota; Metazoa; Chordata; Cladistia; Polypteriformes; Polypteridae
Gene: ethe1
Product: ETHE1 persulfide dioxygenase
Exons: 7
Coding region: 83-916 (277 amino acids)
Biological process (GO): glutathione metabolic process; hydrogen sulfide metabolic process
Molecular function (GO): sulfur dioxygenase activity
Source: RefSeq, a predicted model, not a curated record
UUCCACUGCCGCUCGCUUCCGCCCCUUGCAGCGCGGCUCGUGGACUCGAGUGGCGUUGUAGUCUGCCAGUGCAGUCGUCGACAUGAGCGCCUCUCUGCUCGCACCACUCAGGACUCUACCCGUCCGUGCCAUCGGGGUCGCCGCCAGGUUGGGAGGCAGCGGCGGGGCCCCCGCUUGUACGGGGCUUCGGACGUACUGUCAGCGAAUGUCGCAGCUCUCCGGUCUCGUCUUCAGGCAGCUGUUUGAGCCUGUAAGCUGUACCUACACCUACCUGUUGGCCGAUGUCAAGACUAAGGAAGCAGUUCUGAUUGACCCAGUUCUAGAAACGGCUGAAAGGGAUGCUCAGUUGGUAAAGGAACUUGGCCUCAAAUUGAAGUAUGCAGCAAACACCCACUGCCACGCUGACCAUAUUACUGGCACAGGGCUCCUUAAGAAAAUGCUGCCCGGUUGCAAAAGCAUUAUCUCUAAGCAUAGUGGAGCUAAGGCAGACAUCACCAUUGACGAGGGGGACACCAUCAAGUUUGGAAAAUUUUACCUGGAUUCACUUUCUACUCCAGGACACACAGAUGGGUGCCUGACAUUUGUGCUGAACGACAAGAGCAUGGCUUUUACUGGAGAUGCGCUGCUGAUUAGGGGUUGUGGUCGGACAGAUUUUCAGCAAGGUUCACCAAAUAAAUUGUACCAGUCAAUCCAUCAAAAGAUUUUCACGCUCCCUGGUGAAUGCCUGGUAUAUCCUGCUCAUGACUAUACAGGUAGCACUGUCUCAACAGUAGAUGAGGAAAAAAGACUAAAUCCACGUCUUAUCUUGAAAGAGAAGGAAUUUGUCUAUGUCAUGAAUAAUUUGAAUCUUCCUAAGCCAGACCAAAUAGACUUUGCAGUUCCAGCCAAUCUCAUGUGUGGUGUCCAGGACAAGUAAUGGGCCAAGUUUCUUCAACAGCAAUUUAAAGUGAACACAUUUUUAAGUAUGUGGUGCCAGAGAGAAAAUGGGGAAAUCAUUUUGUUUAAUCGGUUCUAUACUUUAAAAAAAAAUUUGUUUCUUAUUCUCUUUCACUAGAAAAAAAGCCUUUUUAAAAACAGAGUUCAGAAGCUGGCACAAUUUUCUUUCUGUAUCUGUGUGCCAUUUGAAGCAGUUCUUGUUCAGUUUUUGUUCUAAAGACUAGCUUAACUAAAUUCUGCCUUCAUGGGGGCAGCUUUGGUUUUAUGUGCAGAAAACAAGCAGCUUGCUGUCCCCGGGACUGAUGGGGUCUUAGCUUUGCUGUUCAGGCAUUAAGGGGUUUCACUUGCCACAAUGCUGCUGAUUAAGUAAGAAGCAUCACUAGUUCACUAAUCGUUACACAAAAUCACUGAGGAAUUCUGAAAAUAUUACAAAGUCUAAUCUGGCCAUGAUUAGUAUUUUAAAUAUUAUUCAUCUGGCAAUGAUUAUGGGGUGAAUUAACACGUCACAGCAUUUCACUGGAGCACAGCAAUGCCUUAGGAGUCUAAAAUGUAUUUAUACAAUUAAAGUCCCAUCGUUCAAGCAAAUCACAGCUCUUGGGUACAUGAAGUGAAUUUAUGUGAAUUGUUUAUUGUCUCAUGAAGGCGUUAUUAUAAAAUGUGACCAAUUAUGGGAGACAUCCCAGUAGAUGAGUGCAGUUAAGAACACACAGCAGCAUGAAGAGAAAACCCGCUGAGCUCAACAAAAGACACAUCUCAUGAAAUGACAACGAUCACAUUGUUAGUGUUUUCAGGUGAGCUAGCCACGUAAUAAUCACCAAUCGGUUUUAUAUUCUGGGACUUUGGGGGAAUGUUUUCUGAAAAAUUAAACAAAUACACAAAUAAAUAAAUGUAUCAUGAAAUAUGACAAUAAAUAAAUAACAA